Molecule: messenger RNA, 600 nt
Organism: Papaver somniferum (opium poppy)
Lineage: Eukaryota; Viridiplantae; Streptophyta; Magnoliopsida; Ranunculales; Papaveraceae
Exons: 1
Coding region: 1-600 (199 amino acids)
Molecular function (GO): RNA-DNA hybrid ribonuclease activity; nucleic acid binding
Source: RefSeq, a predicted model, not a curated record
AUGGCCUUUUUUGAGAACAUUGCUCCAGAUGUGAUAAAUGCCAAAAAGAAAAUAAUCAGAAUGGUCAAAGACUGUGAGGUAAGACUUAGAGGCUAUACAAAUAAUUCAGAUUAUGACAUCCUCAUUCUGCAAUUCUUUGAUAUUAAAUACAUAAAGAUGAAAAUUCGAAAAAUCAUUGAAUGCCAAUUCCAACUACCUGAUGAAAAUACCAUUUUUCUUUGUUGUGAUGGAGCUUCAAGAGGUAACUCUGGAAUCUCUGGUUAUGGUUUUGUUAUUAGAAAUUUAUCUGGACAAUUCAUGGCUGCUGAAAGGGGUGGUCUUGGCAUAACAACAAAUUUUGUGGUUGAAGUCAUGGGGUCAUUGUAUGCUCUGGAAUGGGCAGUACAACAUAACAAGUUUCAGGUGAUUGUUAAUUCUGAUUCAAAGGCAACCAUAUCAGUUUUCUCCAACAACAAUUUGCCAUGGGUUGUAUUGGUUAUAUGGAAAUUGGUGUGCACUGUCUUAAAGAAGAUUCACUUCAACCAUGUUUAUAGAGAAAUAAACUUUUCUGCAGAUUUCUUUGCAAAGAAAGGCUGUCAUUUACAAGAGGGAAAGUCCUAA